AUGGAUGAUAUUCUUACUCGUGCUGGUAUGACGGAUUGCAAGUCUCUAUCCACACCAGCAGCAGUGACGAAGUCUGCGACACCGACUACAGAUCCCUACGAGAACCCGACUCAAUAUCGUCGGUUGGCAGGGGCACUACAGUAUCUCACUAUCACUCGUCCGGAUCUCUCUUAUGCAGUUAACAGACUCUGCCAGUUCAUGCACACUCCUACUGAUGAACAUUGGGCCAUGCUAAAGCGUGUUCUUCAUUAUGUGAAGGGUACUAUCACACAUGGCUUACGGCUUUCUGUGUCAUCUUCCUCUGAUGUGCAUGCUUAUUCAGACUCUGACUGGGCUGGUUGUCCGAUGGACAGGAAAUCAACCAGCGGCUAUGCUGUGUUCCUUGGGUCUAAUCUGGUUUCUUGGGUUUCUCGCAAGCAGCGGACCGCGGCCAGGUCAUCUACUGAGGCAGAGUACAAGGGUCUUGCUGACGUGGCUGCAGAGGUCACCUGGGUUAUGUCGCUACUUGGUGAGCUUGGACUACAGUCACGGAAUCCCGCCACAUUGUGGUGCGACAACCUUGGGGCAACUUACAUGUGUGCCAAUCCCGUGUUCCACGCCAGGACUAAGCAUGUCGAGAUUGACUAUCAUUUCAUCCGCGAUAAGGUGUCUACAGGGGAGUUCUUGGUCAAUUUUGUCUCUACGAAGGACCAACUUGCUGACAUCUUCACCAAGCCACUAGCUUCUGCUCGUUUCAGCUCUUUAAGGGACAAGCUCAAUGUUGUGUCUCCACCACCUUCAGCUUGA
This is a messenger RNA of Ipomoea nil (Japanese morning glory), 786 nucleotides long. RefSeq lists its product as uncharacterized. Lineage: Eukaryota; Viridiplantae; Streptophyta; Magnoliopsida; Solanales; Convolvulaceae. The record is from RefSeq and is a predicted model, not a curated record. The transcript has a single exon. The coding region runs from base 1 to 786 and encodes 261 amino acids.